Messenger RNA from Eleginops maclovinus (Patagonian blennie), 1133 nucleotides. RefSeq names its product NME/NM23 family member 5 (gene nme5). The coding region runs from base 295 to 921 and encodes 208 amino acids. The transcript is spliced from 5 exons. Lineage: Eukaryota; Metazoa; Chordata; Actinopteri; Perciformes; Eleginopidae. The record is from RefSeq and is a predicted model, not a curated record. Gene Ontology annotation, biological process: UTP biosynthetic process; CTP biosynthetic process; cilium movement. Gene Ontology annotation, cellular component: cilium. Gene Ontology annotation, molecular function: nucleoside diphosphate kinase activity.
CGAAUGGAUAUUGAUUUCAAUUUUGCUAUUCGGUUUGAGACGAGUCGAUUGAACCGUUCGGCUUGCCGUAGAUUUGUAUUGGUAUCCUAGCAACCCAAAUGCACCACGAACGAAAGGCAGGGUAAGAUUUUGGUUCUGGACAUUUUUUUUAAUCAAAAAAUACUUAGGUCAAAUAGCAACACAUACUGGUAAACGUUACCCCCUGUUACUUUUUCAUGGUAACUUUAGAAUUUAGUUUACGUGAAGUAACUAUUAGCUAGAGGCCACGGAUGUCUGUGUAGCGUGCAAGGGAAGAUGGACGGUCCUCGCGUCUACGUGGAAAGAACUUUGGCCCUUAUAAAACCAGAUGCCGUUUACAAAUCUGAGGAGAUUGAGGACAUUAUCCUCAAAUCGGGCUUCAUUAUCCUGCAGAAGAGGAAGCUGCAGCUCAGUCCAGAGCAGUGCAGUGACUUCUACGCAGACCAAUAUGGAAAGCUCUUCUUUCCCAGCUUGACUGCCUUCAUGAGCUCUGGUCCGAUCAUUGCCAUUACUCUGGCCCGCCACAAUGCCAUCGCCCACUGGAAGUCCAUCUUAGGGCCUGUCAACAGCACCAAGGCCAGAGAAACUCAUCCAGGGUGCCUCAGAGCAAUAUAUGGCACUUCUGACCUCAAAAAUGCUCUCCAUGGCAGCGAGUCAUUUCAUGCAGCAGAAAGAGAGAUCAAAUUCAUGUUCCAAAAUUCUGUGAUCGAGCCUUUUUCUUCAAAAGAAGCCACGGAAGAAUACCUGAGCAGGCAUGUAAACCCAACUCUGCUAAAUGGACUCACUGAACUCUGCAAGCACAAGCCAAACAGCCCAUGUAUUUGGCUUGCUGACUGGCUGAUAAACAACAACCCAAACAAUCCUCAAAUAUGUGAUGGAUCUUUUGUGGAAGAAGCCGAAUGAGAGUAAAAAAAGGGACACAUACAUCAUUUCAAACUGUUCAUUUUCAUAAAAUGCAUUAUCCGCACUGAUCAAUUGGUAUUUGUCCUUCUGUAAAGUUGUUUUUGUCCUUUAACACUUUUUUUAGUGUGUGACUUUAUUCAAAACCUGAAGUCAGCAGGAGGAGAUAAUAACACUAAGAACUGUCCUCAUAAUUCAAUAAAUCAAAUAUCUCA